CAACUUGUAAUCCGCGACACAGUCUGCCAUGACAGUCGUCGGUGUCACACGAGUGCGCCGUUGAACUUUUAUCUAUUAUUGACUGUGUUUUUUUGACAAAGGGAACGAUCCAAUGGGCUAGGCUGUUAUACGCUCCGACGGACACGUGUAUGAUCGUUUUGGAGCAACGGCACAAUUGUAUCGAGCAGUCUAGAUCUACAGAAUUAUACGAAUUGCACGCGUCUUUAGUCUAGUGAAUGGCGGCGGGUGGUGUGGUGGCGGUGUUGUGACGUGUGUCUCGUGCCGCGUUGACUGUCAGUUUCGUCGCGUAUCGAAAAUCGCGUCGGUUCCCUGUCUCGUGUGACAUCACCUAUCGUUCCAAGGGCUCGCUCGAUUGUGCCGCGAAGAACUAGUUACGCACGCCGUUGCAACGCUUAACAUUCCUUCGUGUGACUGUAUGGCAUUUGUUUAUGAGCAGAAGCUUUCCAAAGAGCGUGAGAGUAAGGUGUGGUGAAAAAUGACAUGUAGAUUCUCGUUGCUCUUUCGCUCCUGCUUCUCUUUCUCCUUUCCAACCUUCCCCCCUUCCUCUUCGUUCUAGGCACGCGUAUUCCUAUCCUUCCCUUCCGCCUUCUCCCGUCGGUAUACCGGCGACUCGAAAGCCUCGCAAAGGUAAAAGUUUGCUGUCACGCGCGAUUGUCACGAUAUUGUUUUCACACGGAAUGAUGCUUUCCGGUGGCGAAGCAGCGGAGAAAAAAAUUAACACGACUAACACAAAAGCGGACUAUCCAAGUGCAUAAAACCGUGUUUUCGAUCAGUCGUCGUGCAUUCUAUACAAGGGGACACUUUCCAUUCGUUUUAACCAAUCGACUCACUUUCCUGUGUGUAAAAAGCCUUCGGAAGCAACGCAACGGAAGAAUCUUAGAAAAAUUCAGUUUUGGCAUACCUUGUUGGGAUCGAAUGCCGGAAACGACCGGCCAUGAAGAAACAGUUUGCUCUGGUAGGUUCACGCCCCUGUACGCGUCACGUCUCACCAUACCGUCAAUCAUCGACUGAAAAUCUACCAACGCAUACAGUGCUUCGUGAUCUGUGCCGCGUGAAAAUCCAGUGUUGCAAAUUUCGCGAGUAAUGCGCGAGUGUUGGCCGUGCCUGUUAUUGGUUCCGUUUCGAGUGGGAAUACAUUGAAGCGUGCCGAAGGAAACGUGCCUCGUAUUGUAUCGUAAAAUAACGGGGCAUCGAAAGUGACGUAUCGUUUACUCGGAAUUCGUUCGUGACAGGGAAUUUCCUGUUACCGAUUUGCGCUCGCUUGGCGCGUACGCAACGUUGCGCGAGCGUGCACGCCCCUCCCCCCUUCCCUCUCUCCAGGCAUCGUACAGCCGUCGCAGGGGAGUGAUUUCGUCGGUUGUUUAGUGUUUGCACGUAACGGCGGUGUGACCGAGCACACAUAGUCGUUUCGAUGGACAGUGUCGCGUUAUGCGUGCGGGGCCAACCGAAAUACGCGACUGCGCGUAGAACUGUGCACGCGCGAGCUAUCAAGAGAGGAGAGAUAUCCUGCAUUAUCUCUUUCUCACGUUCGACUCAAGAUCUGUGCUGUGAAUGAGAAGAUGUUUAACUUUAUGAAGAAGGCUGCGGAGAAGGACGACAAGGAGAAGCGGAAGCGUGAGAAGAAGGAACGGAAAGAUGUCAAGAAAAGAGAUCGUAGUAGUAUGUCCGCUGAGGAAUUGCUACGUUUGGACGAAGUGCGGAGGUCGUUGAAGAUCCCUGGUCGCCGGAAAGAGAAGGAAAAAUUGCCUAGUGGUAUCACCGCAGACUACAGUGCGUCGUUUUUCGCCUACCUGGACCGUGAUCUACUGGAGAACUCUCAAAACUCGUCGAGCUCGGGACAAAGUGUCCGUACCGGCAACAACUGGACCACCAGAACGCCUGAUGGUCUAACUCAGAGCGACUCUUCGGAGACCUCCCUGACCUCGCUGACUAUCACGACCACCACGUCCUCGGCAGCCCCGACCAACGUGUCUGGUCAGUCAGGAAAGAACCUGCCACCCCUGCCACCGAAACCUCCAAAACGAGGAAUCUUGAAGGGACCACGUCUGAGCGUGAGCAGCACUGUGAACUCGUUAUCAGAGGAGAGCCACUUGCCGAACGGGAACGAGACGAAUUACCAGGAGGCUAGCAAUCUGUUGGUGAGGAACACGCUUCAGAACGAGGUGAUCGCGUACCAGAACGUGCCAGCUCAUUUGCCAGGAUUCGGCAACGCCAUUGGCAAAGAGGAAGCUUGCAGCGAGGAGGAAACGCAGACUGGUCAGGGUCCGUGGCAGGUGUCGCCUCAGCGCGCAGCCCAGCAAGCUCAGCAGCAUCAUCAGCAGCAGCAACAGCAGCAACAACAUCAUCACCAUCACCAGGGCGACACCAAGCUGCUGCAGGUGGUGACCAGUGCAAGCCCGUCCGCAGACUCCCUAACAGACACCACGAAUUCCAGCUUUGCAACGCCACCCUUCAGCCUGUCGCCCGUAGGAGAGUCCCAAGGAUUGUCGAGGUGGCGAUCCUCGGCAUCCUUCGAGGAGCAAGGCGUCGAGCUGCAGUUACCGGAGAUCAUCCCUCUGGAACUGCCGGAUCCUCGCGAGCUCACGAUCCAGAGGCAACCCCCGCCGAGGAACGAUUUUGGUUUCUCCUUGCGUCGAGCCGUGAUCGUGGAGCGAGCCGCAAACGGUGUCACGCAGAUGAGACCCGUGAUCUUCGCCGAACCCGGGUCGCUGAUACAGCACAACAAUGACACCGGUUUGCUGCCAGGCGACAGGCUGAUCGAGGUCAAUGGAAUCAACGUCGAUGACAAAUCGCGCGAGGAGAUCAUCGACCUCAUUAAGGGAUCCGUCAACAGCGUCACCGUUAAGGUGCAGCCAGUGGCAGAAUUGUCGGAAUUGUCAAGACGAGGUGGCAGCGACGGUCGUCAGGUCGAGCUGGCUGCCGCGAAUAUCCGCGGUGGUACCCUUCGUCGAUCUGGUAGUUUGCGGUUUCAUCAAAACAUGACACUUGAGGACGGAAGAAGGAAUGUUAAGGCACGAUCAGAGGAGCAUCUGGCGCAAGAACAGGCAUGGCUGAGUUCCGAGAGGAUUUGGCUGUUACAUCGGGGUGGUUUUACUCCUGCGACGAAAUGUGGUCCAGCAGACCCGGACACAGGGAAGUUGAGAAUUCGUCUGACAACUUCGGGCGAGGAACUUCUUGUAGACGAAGAGGACGUCGAAAAGGCCAAUCCCCCUCAGUUUGACAAGGCCGAGGAGCUCUCGCAAUUACGUUUUCUCAAUGAAUCUUCUGUUCUCCACUCACUGAGACAACGUUACGCCAGUAAUUUAAUACACACAUAUGCGGGAGAUAGCAUGAUCAUUAUCAAUCCGGUGGCGCCACUGGCGAUUUACUCGGAAAAGGUGGCACACAUGUUUAGAGGAUGCAAGAGCGAAGAUAUGCCGCCUCAUGUUUAUGCGAUGGCGCAAGCAGCCUACAGAGGGAUGUUAGCAACUCGAAGAGACCAUUCCUUAGUUUUUCUGGGUCGUAGUGGAUCAGGCAAAACAACAAAUUUUAAACAUGCUCUUCAUUAUCUUGUAUUGGCUGCAGGCACAGUUAACAAGAUUCUGACCAUCGAAAAACUCAACGCCCUUUUCACAGUCCUGGAGGCUUUUGGAAAUAGUAGGACGCAUAUGAAUUCCAAUGCAACGCGUUUUACACAGAUCUUUAGUUUGGAUUUCGAUCAAUCAGGGCAAAUAGCAUCCGCAUCUUUGCAGGUAUUGCUUUUGGAAAAAUCCAGGAUAGGCAGAAGAGCGAAUGGAGAGCCAACCUUCCAUGCGAUUUACCGUUUGCUGGCAGGCGCAGAGGGUGCUCUCAGAAAGGAAUUGCACCUUACCAAUCUAGUCGCGGAGAACAAUGCGUUCAUUACACCUCUGCAAAAGCACGAAGACAAGCAACGUGCUAUGGUCGAGUUUAAUCGAAUCGUGGCCGCCUUUAGGAUUCUUGGUGUUUUCGAGGCCGACGAGAAAGUCAUUUGGCUGGUCCUUGCUGGUAUAUAUCAUCUGAGCUGUGCCGGUGCGGUUAAAGCUGGCACCAGCUCGCAAAGUCGAUGGCAGUUUGCAAGAGUCGAGUGUGCAGAGAAAGCUGCCACGUUAUUGGGUACUACCGUCGAGGAAUUGAGUAGAAUAGUCUUUUCUUCCAACGGAGGUGGUGCUGGUACACCAAGUACUCCAAGACCUGCUCUACGUACACCGAGUCCUACGGAACAAAGCAAAGAUAUCAUGGGCUUAGAUGCCCUCGAAGGUCUUCUCAUUGGACUUUAUUCUGAAGUGUUCCAUUGUGUAGCUGCUCUCAUCAAUAGAUCCAUAUCAUCCUCCGUGCACACAGUGUCGUCCUUGUUACUGUGUGACUCGCCAGGUUUUCAGAAUCCGGCCUCCUGUGGACGACAAACUGGAGCUUGUUUCGAAGACCUCUGUCACAAUUACUUGCAAGAACGGCUCCAGUUGCUGUUCCAUCAUACGACUCUGGUGGCCCCAAAGGACAGGUACGUCCAAGAAGGAAUUGACGUAGAUUACGAAGAUGACUGCGAUGAAGAUGGAAUUGGAUCGCCUCAGGGUUUAAUUUCGCUAUUAGAUCGCGGAAGUUCGCAAGGUGCGACGAUGUUGCGAACUAGUCAAAGUGACCUUAGUGGUAGUAGACAGAUGGAACGAAAGGGUCUUCUAUGGUUGCUAGACGAAGAAACAGUAUGUCCUGGUGGUAGCGACGAAACAUUUUUAGAUCGAUUGUUUUCUCAUUAUGGAGAUAGAGAUCAUCAGAUAUUGCUAAGAAAAGCACCUGGGAACAAUCAAUUUGUCUUACAACAUUUGUUGGGUACUAACCCUGUACUAUAUACAGCAACAGGAUGGCUGAAAGCGACGCGAGAAAAUCCUGUUACUAAAAGUGCCAUUACUAUACUCCAAGAAAGUACAAGGGAAGAUGUCAAUAUGCUAUUCGUUAGUGCACGUGGAGCUGGGGUAUCUGGAACCUUAUGUAGUUCUAUGCCUGGUUUAGAAGGUUCACAGUCUCUAAGAAGAGCUUCUAGUAUACGACGAACAUUCACUGCCGUAAAAAGAAAAAAUAUUUGCCUUCAAGUCAAAUUCACUGUUGAUGGAUUAAUUGAAACUUUACGAAGAACUCGAGUUAAAUUCGUCCAUUGUAUACUGCCGCAACACAAUGCUGGUUGCACUGACAAUAAAAGUCUAUUAUCAGUAAAGUCGAAUCAAAGCGAGGACAGUGUUAUUAACGUACCUCUUCUACGAUCACAGAUUCGUGGAAGCCAAAUAAUUGAUGCAGUUCGACUACAUAAAGUUGGAUUCCCUAAGCACAUGGCUUUGGGUGAAUUCAGAAGACGAUUCGGCUUAUUGUCAAGCGAUGUAAACACACGACCAGGUAGUCCUGUAGCUGAUGAACGUCGUGCUGUGGAAGAUAUGAUGCUCACCGUAGAUGUAGAUCCAGCAUUGUAUCGAGUUGGUCAAAGUCAG
Eufriesea mexicana is the source of this 5495-nucleotide messenger RNA. Its product is annotated as unconventional myosin-XVIIIa. NCBI's taxonomy places the organism in Eukaryota, Metazoa, Arthropoda, Insecta, Hymenoptera, Apidae. Gene Ontology annotation, biological process: actin filament organization. The record is from RefSeq and is a predicted model, not a curated record. The annotation marks the transcript as partial. Gene Ontology annotation, molecular function: microfilament motor activity; ATP binding; actin filament binding. Gene Ontology annotation, cellular component: actin cytoskeleton; membrane; cytoplasm. The transcript is spliced from 16 exons.